Messenger RNA from Elgaria multicarinata webbii, 3526 nucleotides. RefSeq names its product influenza virus NS1A binding protein (gene IVNS1ABP). The coding region runs from base 675 to 2600 and encodes 641 amino acids. The record is from RefSeq and is a predicted model, not a curated record. NCBI's taxonomy places the organism in Eukaryota, Metazoa, Chordata, Lepidosauria, Squamata, Anguidae. Gene Ontology annotation, molecular function: protein binding. The transcript is spliced from 15 exons.
GCUGUUCUCUUCCUCCCUCCCUCCCUCUUGUGUGCGCGCGCGCGCGCUCUCUUUCUUUUUGUCUCGUCACGAUUGACGUCCGCUCUAGCGGCCCUUCCCGCCUUUCUCUUCCCCCCCUCCUGUGUUUGGACGCGCGCGCCAGGGGUCGUCUGGCCCAGUCGGUCGGGGAAAGCGAAGGUGUGAGGAGCUGCGCUCGCCCUCUCCUUGCCGCAACUUCCGUCGCUUCCUUCUCUUGACGCCCCUUUCCCCCCCCUCCUCCUUUCUUCUCUCUCCCCCCUUCAACCCUCCCGGUUUUGUAGCCUCCCUUAACGUUCCACGGCGCUCCCCCCACACCUUUGAAGCGGAAGGCGCCUUUCCUCCUCUACAGCCUGGACGUUCUCAAUAUGAGCGGUAUCGUCUGCGUUGAGAGACACCAGAGUAUGAUGCAUGACUACCACAGAAGAAAUUCAUGUCUAUAGCUUUUAAGGACUUGAUUACAUCGUUUUAAAGCCUGGUAGUUUUGGAGUCAUCAGUUUAGAAGACGCAUCUGCCUUGCAUUUCUUCAAGCUGCUGUUCACCUAAGAAGGAAUACAAACUUGAAGUGCUCUAUAUUAACACAGCAGGGCUUCGGAUUAUUUAAGAUCUCUCAAGUUAUAAAAUUACAGCAUAAAUUUAUUUGCCACAGAAACAGCAAAAUGAUUCCUAAUGGCUAUUUGAUGUUCGAAGAUGAAAACUUCAUUGAGUCAUCAGUUGCGAAGCUAAAUGCUUUGCGCAAAAGUGGCCAGUUUUGUGAUGUUAGACUGCAGGUGUGUGGACAUGAGAUGUUGGCACACAGAGCGGUAUUAGCAUGCUGCAGUCCUUACCUGUUUGAAAUCUUCAAUAAUGACAGCGAUUCUCAUGGAGUUUCCCAUGUGAAAUUUGAAGAUCUUAAUCCAGAGGCUGUUGAAGUCUUGUUAAACUAUGCCUACACUGCUCAAUUGAAGGCUGAUAAAGAAUUGGUGAAAGAUGUAUACUCUGCAGCAAAGAAGCUGAAGAUGGAGAGAGUCAAACAGGUUUGUGGAGAUUAUUUGCUCUCCAGAAUGAACGUUGAAAGCUGUAUCUCGCAUCGAAACUUCGCAAGCAACAUGGGUGAUUCACGUUUACUAAACAAGAUUGAUGGUUACAUUCAGGAGCACUUGUUACAGAUCUCAGACCAGGAGGAAUUCCUCAAACUGCCACGUUUAAAGCUGGAGGUCAUGCUUGAAGAAAAUGUUAGCUUGCCCAGCAAUGGCAAAUUAUACACAAAGGUAAUCAACUGGGUGCAACGCAGUAUCUGGGAGAAUGGAGACAGUCUAGACGAUCUGAUGGAAGAGGUUCAAACGUUGUACUACUCAGCUGAUCACAAGCUGCUUGAUGGAAAUCUACUAGAUGGACAGGCUGAGGUGUAUGGCAGUGAUGAUGACCACAUUCAGUUUGUGCAGAAAAAGCCACCCCGUGAGAAUGAUCUCAAGCAGAUAAGUAGCAGUUCUUCUGGAAGUCUUUCUCCAAAUGCAGCAGUGCAGAGUCCUAAACACGAAUGGAAAAUUGUUGCUUCAGAGAAGACCUCAAAUAAUACUUACCUGUGUCUUGCUGUUCUGGAUGGCAUGUUUUGUGUGAUUUUCCUUCACGGGCGUAACAGUCCCCAAAGUUCUCCAACCAGUACUCCACGAUUGCUGAAAAGCCUGAGUUUUGAGAUUCAACCAGAUGACCUUGUAGAAAAGCCCAUGUCUCCUAUGCAGUAUGCUCGAUCUGGAUUGGGAACAGCGGUACUUAACAACAAGCUCAUGGCUGCAGGUGGUUAUAACAGAGAAGAAUGUUUACGCACUGUGGAAUGUUAUGAUCCCCGAAAGGAUUGCUGGACCUUUGUUGCACCAAUGAGGACACCAAGAGCACGGUUUCAGAUGGCAGUUCUCAUGGGGCAACUCUAUGUUGUUGGUGGAUCAAAUGGCCAUUCAGAUGACUUGAGCUGUGGGGAAAUGUAUGAUCCAGAGAUAGACGAUUGGACUCCUGUUCCGGAACUGAGAACUAACCGUUGCAAUGCCGGAGUGUGUGCUCUGAAUGGAAAGCUGUAUAUUGUUGGUGGCUCAGAUCCUUAUGGUCAGAAGGGACUGAAAAACUGUGACGUCUUUGAUCCUGUAACAAAAUCUUGGACAAGCUGUGCUUCACUUAAUAUUCGUAGACACCAGUCUGCUGUAUGUGAGCUUGGUGGAUAUUUGUAUAUCAUUGGAGGAGCUGAAUCUUGGAACUGCCUUAAUAGUGUGGAGCGUUACAAUGCGGAAAACAAUACCUGGACACUAAUUGCAGCUAUGAAUGUAGCGAGGCGUGGAGCUGGUGUUGCUGUGCUUGACGGAAAGCUCUUUGUUGGCGGUGGCUUUGAUGGUUCGCGUGCAGUCAACUGUGUGGAGAUGUAUGACCCUGCUAAGAAUGAGUGGAAGAUGAUGGGCAGUAUGACCGUUCCAAGAAGUAAUGCUGGUUUUGCAGCAGUGGCCAACACCAUCUAUGCAGUGGGAGGAUUUGAUGGCAAUGAGUUUCUGAACACAGUUGAAGUCUACAAUCCGGAGUCAAAUGAAUGGAGCCCGUACACAAAAAUCUACAAAUUCUGACUAACAUAAGUCUCCUUAAAACUAACAGGCUUAGUGAUGUAAUUGUUUUAGUAGAGGUACACAUGUGAAUAGAGAGGGGGGUGGGUUAAAAGUUGCCAUCAGCAACACAAAGCUUUUGCAUAUUGCAUACUAUUAAUAUGCUGUACAUAUUUUUAUUUAGAGCACAUGAAGGGUGUUUUGUGUAUUAGAAUUUGUUACUUUAGACUCUGGAAGUUAUCCUGAAAGUAAGGAUGUAAGCUGAUGGCAUAUCAUUUCAAGAGUUUCCCCCAAUGUUUGUUUUGCCAAUUUGCACACACAAAUACUUUAACAUUAGAGUUCAUUUCUGGUGCCGGAAAAGUUAGUGGUCUUCAAUGUGAGCAAUUGCUUUUUAGGCCUUCUUUGGGUUUCUUAUCUUAAGUAACUGGAACAAUCUAAUAAGCCUUAUUUAAAUAGAUAAAUGGCUUUAUUUAAAAAAAGCUGACACACCUGCCAAUUUGACUGCCUUUUAUAACUUUUUAUAUAUAGUCAAGAGUUGUUAUAUCCUGAAGUGACAUAAGAUACGCGUUGAAGCAAAGAGACCAUCUCAAAGUUCAUAGACUGGAGUGAGAUGUCAUUUUCCACCAUGAAAGCUUUUAAAUUUUUUUCCUGCUACAAUGUUAUAUGAACUCUAGUAUGCAAUAUUGAUUUUUCAUUGUAUCCGAGUGGAGUUUCUGGACAUGGCUGUAACAUGACUGAGGAAAAAGUCUGGCUCUGAAAUUGAACUAAUAUAAAAGGUGCUUUUCUGUAUGGUUCAAGCAGUUGUAACAAACAUGCAAAACUGCAAAAAAUGUGUGGUGUGUUAGCUAGCAAGGUUACCCAUCUCAAAAUUAUUGUAUAAGUUUGUAUCUUUCUACUGCAAGCUGGAAACAUGCUAUAAUACAAACUGUGCUUCAUUUGUUUAAAAAUAA